UUUUUUUCUGUCUUUCGAGAGCUUGGUCAAAAUCCUGGGCUAUAUUCGUGCCAAAACGUAGCGCGUACCCUGUGUAAAUUUUAUUCUACUCCUGCAAUGGCGAAUUUGAAAACUAUAACGGAAGAGAGUCAAUACAAAGCCGAGUUGGAAGCCGCGGGCUCUCGGCUUGUCGUGGUCGACUUCAUGGCUGAAUGGUGUCAGCCAUGUCUGAGAAUGGGUCCGGUGUUGAAAGAGUUCGCGCUGAGAUAUCCAAACGCGGUUUUCCUCAAGGUGGAUGUUGAUCAACAAGCUGAUAUCGCAUCACGCGAGAAUGUUUCUUCGCUUCCAACCUUUAUCCUAUUUAAGCUGAAGUGUAAAAUAGAUCAAAUGAAGGGAGCGGAUGCAGUUGGAUUGGAAGCGAAAAUCAAAGAACAUUACGUGUCUGGCGACGGUGAUGGCAGCGGAGGCGAUUCUGCUGUUCCUGGACAGUUGGAUCUGACGGCGUUCAUCGUCAAGUCAAAUUGUGAAUGCUUGAAUGAAGACAACCAGUUUACGUGGGAAAAUGCCUUGAAAAACGACGAUUCGGUUCUGAAGUCGGAUUGUGAUGAGCAGAUAAUUUUGGGACUCUCUUUCCGAACCAACGUGAAACUGCAUUCGUUGGUGAUCCGAGGCCCGCGUUCGUGUGGUCCGAAAACUGUCAAAUUGUUUUCUAAUUUGACGAACGGAUUAGAUUUUGAUUCUGCACAAUCGAAGGAACCUACGCAAACCAUUAUAAUGACCGAGGACGACAUUGAACAAGGGAAGCCACAGACGCUGAAAUAUGUCAAAUUCCAGAAUGUUCAUAACGUUACGAUGUUCAUUCAGGACAACCAAGAAGGUACAGAAUUGACGGAAGUGACGCGCGUGCAGUUCUUCGGCUCUCCCAUUUCCAUCACGAAUAUGGAGGAAUUCAAGCGUGUUUCUGGAACGAAGGGCGAGGCCCAUUUCUAAGCUUUAAAUGCUUAGAUGAAUUCUGUAUUUUGAUGCGCAUAGGGAAUUCCAUUUCUGAUCGGCCAGACUCUGGGUAUAUUGAAGAGAAAUGAAAGCCCCGUUUUUCAACCAA
Messenger RNA from Notodromas monacha, 1081 nucleotides. NCBI's taxonomy places the organism in Eukaryota, Metazoa, Arthropoda, Ostracoda, Podocopida, Cyprididae. The record is from the annotation of a GenBank genome assembly.